AUGCCCAACAGCAGCUCCAUCACUGAGUUCCUCCUCCUGCUAUUCACAGACACACGGGAGCUGCAGCUCCUGCACUUUGCGCUCUUCCUGGGCAUCUACCUGGCUGCCCUCCUGGGCAACGGCCUCAUUGUCACAGCCAUAGCCUGCGACCACCGCCUCCACACCCCCAUGUACUUCUUCCUGCUCAAUCUUGCCCUCCUUGACCUAGGCUCCAUCUCCACCACUCUUCCCAAAGCCAUGACCAAUUCCCUCUGGAACACCAGGGCCAUUUCCUAUGCAGGAUGUGUUGCCCAGGACUUUUUGUUUGUCUUCUUGUUUUCAGCAGAAUAUUCUCUUCUCACUGUCAUGUCCUAUGAUCGCUACGUUGCCAUCUGCAAACCCCUGCACUACGGGACCGUCCUGGACAGCGGAGCUUGUGCCAAGAUGGCAGCAGCUGCGUGGGGCAGUGGGGUUCUCAAUGCUCUGCUGCAAACUGCUAACACAUUUACAUUGCUAUUCUGCAGAGGCAAUGCUGUGGACCAGUUCUUCUGUGAAAUCCCCCAGAUCCUCAAGCUCUCCUGCUCACACUCCUACCUCAGGGAAGUUGGGCUUGUCAUAGUUAGUGCGUGCUUUGCUUUUGGAUGUUUAGUUUUCAUUAUGCUCUCCUAUGUACAGAUCAUCAGGGUUGUGCUGAGGAUGCCCUCUGAGCAGGGCCGGCACAAAGCCUUUUCCACGUGCCUCCCUCACCUGGCUGUGGUCUGCCUGUUUGUUAGCACUGGAGCUUUUUCUUACCUGAAGCCCCCCUCCAUCUCCUUCCCAUCCCUGGACCUGGUGGUAGCAGUUCUGUAUUCGGUGGUGCCUCCCGUACUGAACCCCCUCGUCUACAGCAUGAGGAACGAGGAACUCAUGAAUUCUGUGAAGAAAGUGUUAGACAAUCCAACUGGAGGAGAAGCAUUACUUGACCUAGUGCUCACCAACAUGGAAGAGCUCAUUAAAGAGGUCAAGAUUGGAGGCAGGCUCUACUGCAGUGACCAUGCCCUGGCUGAGCUUGUGAUCUCUAGGAAUACAGCCUGGCAAAGGGCAAGCCAGAAGGCAAACGGCAUCCUGGCCUGCAUCAACGGAGUAGUAGCCAGCAGGUUGACGGAGGUGAUUGUCCCCCUCUGCUCUGCCCAGGUGAGGCCCAGCGUGGAGUAUUGUCUCCAGGUCUGCAGCUCCCAGCACAAGAAGGGUUUGGAUCUGUUAGAAUAG
This is a messenger RNA of Oxyura jamaicensis (ruddy duck), 1227 nucleotides long. Its product is annotated as olfactory receptor 14A16-like. The record is from RefSeq and is a predicted model, not a curated record. The transcript is spliced from 3 exons. Gene Ontology annotation, cellular component: membrane. Gene Ontology annotation, biological process: G protein-coupled receptor signaling pathway. Lineage: Eukaryota; Metazoa; Chordata; Aves; Anseriformes; Anatidae. The coding region runs from base 1 to 1227 and encodes 408 amino acids. Gene Ontology annotation, molecular function: olfactory receptor activity; G protein-coupled receptor activity.